Messenger RNA from Aspergillus welwitschiae, 1270 nucleotides. RefSeq lists its product as uncharacterized. The record is from RefSeq and is a predicted model, not a curated record. The transcript is spliced from 5 exons. Bases 1 to 1119 code for a protein of 372 amino acids. Lineage: Eukaryota; Fungi; Ascomycota; Eurotiomycetes; Eurotiales; Aspergillaceae.
AUGGUACAAAUGAAGCGGUCGUGCUCUGGCUCGCCUCUCCCCUCUAAGCGCGUUCCUACAACCGCUUGCCUUACAAUUGAUGCUCUUAAGGAGCAUGACCAAAACGCACGCCCCUAUAAGCGGCAUACCAGAAAUCCCGGUGCUUUCCCAUCCACCCGCUCCUCACAACGGUCACGGUCCAGCAGCCCAUCCAGGCUAAGUGAUGCGCAAUAUCGUUACAGACUUCUCCGGCGUGCGAAUAUUUUUGUUGACGAUGAUCUUCCCAUCGACAUCCAGCAUCAUACAGAUAAUAAGGUUUUCUGUGUAUUAGAUGCUAACGAUGAUAACUUAUACAAGGUCUCCGAGAAGCUCUGGAACAAAUCUAAAGAACUGCUAAAACCCGGUGGGCUCGAAAUUGCGCGCAAUCGAGACUGGCGUGAGGAUCUGAAGCCUCCAGUCUAUAACCCUAUUGCUACCAUCCCGCGAAAACGAGACCGGUCACAACAGAUCGUACCCGGUAGCACAACCACCGACAACCUUUAUAAAUCCCCCUCUAUCAACCCGGCUGAACCAACCAUUCCCAUAUUCAAAGUCAAAGAUCCACGUCCAGAUAUAGGUGUUGGUUUGUCCGAUGAGAACUUAGCAAACGCCCUUGUACCCAAAAAGGACCGUAGCAUCGCACGAAGAUUUCUAGUUGACCUGCAAGAGACCUCCAGCCUUAUCAGUGACCCCCAUGUGACACCUCUUGGCCUUCGAUUUCCCUUUUUGGUAGUCGAAGCAAAGGCUGCUGCAACUGGAGGAAACUUGUACCAGGCACAGAACCAAGCUGCAGUAGGUGGUUCAGCAGCACUCCAGAUCUUCAAAAACCUCUCGGAUCUCCAAGAUAUGGACGAAGGCCAAGGAACCACCGAAGACAGUACUGUGGUGGCCGAAGAUUCGCCUAACGCCAAAUUGUGCCUCGCUUUUUCUGUCACCACAGAGGGUCCAAUCCACGAGUUAUGGCUUCACCUUCAGAAACCUCGAGAAGAGGAUUUUUUAUGGUGUAGUUCAAUGAAUUUCUUGCAGCAUCUCUUAGCUGUAUUAAGAUGGGGAAAUGGUGGGUUAAAAGAUAACAUUAUAAGUAUUCUUCAGGAUUUGUGAUCUCUCCGUCGCCUGGUUGGAUAGACGCGAUAUAGGUUAGCGCGUCGACGUAAUGUAACCAAUGGAUGUUGGAACGAUACUGCGGGCAGGCACUUCACCAGAGCCUUUGCCUGCUAUAUAGCUUCUCCCUAGAGACCUUCCUAGUCCUAGC